Molecule: messenger RNA, 5904 nt
Organism: Spirometra erinaceieuropaei
Lineage: Eukaryota; Metazoa; Platyhelminthes; Cestoda; Diphyllobothriidea; Diphyllobothriidae
Source: the annotation of a GenBank genome assembly
AUGGUCAUCGUUCCUAAAACCCUCUUUCCUGAUGUGCCAAAUCAAAUUGAACUUCAUUCCAAACAUCCCCUUUUGCGGGUACUGAUUGGAGCAUCAGUGCAUGGUCUCAUCAACGACUCCAUGGUGACCUCCUAUACAGAACUGCACCAAAGAAAAUCACAGGGACUAUAUGUCGCUGAACUGGCUUACCGCACUCCCUUUGUCGUGUCUGAAGGUGUUGCGGUGACCCUGAACAUCACAUAUGACUACUGCUUGGAAGCCAUCGGCACCUUCGAGAUCGGAACGCCUCUGAUCAACUGCAGAUAUGAGAAGAGUAAAAGCGUCCUCUGUUACGCAUACAUGAUCAGACACUUUUCUAUCCUCAUGGGGGAGACGGAUAAGACCCUCUACCGGCCGGGGGAGACCGUCCGCUUCCGUUUCCUGGCCUUCAAUCCACGUACCAUUCAGCCAGACAGCACAAAACCUGCCUGGCCGCUCUACAGGGUUGACAGAACAGACUUCGCCUAUCCUAAACUGGUUAAGAUUCCGGACGAGGAGGUUAAACGUCGUGAAGGGCCACCGUACUUUGACGUCAUUUACGUAGAAGAUCCGCAUCGUAAUCGCCUCAAAGAAUGGACAUCUGUCCUGCAACCAAUGGCACUCAGUUUGUCUUUUCAGAUUCCGAGCGAUGCGUCUGAGGGUCGUUGGCGUAUCGUUGCUAGACUGUUCGCUGAAGUGAAAGAAAUAGAGAUAGACGUUCGGCAGUAUGUUAUGCCACAUUUUCUUGUAUCGGUGACGGGACCUGCGGAGGUUAGUCUUACUGAGGAAUUCCUUCAGCUGCGAGUCUGUGCCGCCUACACCAACAGCACCAGCUUCUUUCGAGGGCACUACGAUAUCCAAGUCUGUUUGUGUUCAAGAUCUGUGUGGGAACACCAGCAGGAAUUGGGCAUCCAGUUUCAGGAUGGCACCUGCCUCUCCGUAUCACCGAAUUCCCAGUCUGUGAUAAGUCGGUGUGUUCAGAGUAGUGGACUGUUGGAAACAAAUCCAGAAAAUGGAGGCUGUGUUCAUGUGAAGCCUUCUCUACGAACCCUGAUGCAAGAGACGCGGGCACGUACCGACUGGGACCAGCAACUCGGAGCAAUCGUCAAGGUCACAGAGGCCAUUGCGGUCGACACGGCUUCUGUGGUUACCAAGUUUACUCAAAUCGGUAUUCGAGUCUACAGGACACCGAAACUGGAGCUUAAAGUGGAUCCUACCUACCGAACUGGUCUUCCUAUCUUUGGUAGCGUUCGGUUGAGUGGUUUGGAUGACCUUCAUCCGCUGAAUGCUACUGCUUCCAUUUCAGUAAUGGUUUUUGAGAUCAACUCUUUUGGAUAUUGGGGUCCCUCUCUGGAGCCGGGCGAGGGCGAAACUGGUGCUAACAUCUUUAAGAUCAUACUGACCCCGGACGAGCAAGGUUUUGCCUCCUUUGUCAUCCCACCUCUGUCCAGUGGAAAUGAUCUUCGAGUUAAGGCAAGAGUGGAUCCAGGGAGGACGGACUACCCAACCACCAGAACUACAUCCUCGUCCACGUUGCGGGAUCGACUAUGUCCCGGUUGCUCCGCUUGGGUUAUUGAUAAUGAAAUCUCCACAUCCGAACAUGUUCGGCACUGGCAGUCGAGAUCCCCGCUGGCGCUGACCGUAGAGAAAACAGCCUAUGACACCACCAAACCCUGCCCAGGCACGUUGACUGUCUCCCUCCUGGCCAACUCGCCGCUAGCUGAGGAGGACAUCUUCAUGGUCUACCUGUCUCAGGGGACGCCAAAGCGGAUUUCUGCGCUCCUUCGGUCUUCCUUGAGCAAUGGCCAAGCCUGCAGAGACCAGGACGGACCGCUGGGUCAUUACACUUGCAAUACUGCCUUCAAGCCCGGCGAGAUCGGGGAGAUCACCUGUCUGUCAGGCUGGAGGGGGGACAAUUGUAUGACACCGGACUGUCCCGAUGAGGAUUGUGGGCCGGGUGGACUGUGUGUGGCGCCCGGUGUGUGCUCUUGCCGAGACGGUUGGCGUGGCGAAAGAUGUGAAAUCUGCGAACCCCGAAAGGGCUGCCUUCAUGGAGACUGCAGGCAUGGCAAUGACUGUGUUUGUAGAGAUGGCUUCACUGGCCGUCUGUGUGACCGGCCGCAAGUUUUGUACGACAUCAUGGGUGAAAUUAUGCCCCUCAGUGCAUUCAAUUCCACUUUCGCGAAUGGGAAUCCGCCACCUGCAGCUUCCUCGGCACCCCUGCCAGAGGCAGGCACUGGGGUUCGACGGACCGUCUUCAAGUACGAAGCUGUUUUUAAAAUGGACGUCAGUUUUGCGUCGACUCUGAGGGCAGUUGUCUACGUUUACCAUCAAGGAAAUGAGGAUAAAGUUCCCGGUGUCUAUGAGAUCAUCUCUGAUUUUAUUAAAAUUGAAGGCUUUAAAUCCUGUUCCACUCAAACACUGGUCAAGGGUAGUCGCGAAUCAGUAUCCACUGGCCUUCUGAAUCAGCACACUGUUUUGCCUGGAGACGUAUUGCAACUCACUUUGAGAGUUCCGACGACUGGUCACAAUACCGACUCCCAAACUCCUGGACCUGACCACUUUUGCAUACUAAGGAUGCUUAGUGUCCCAUUUAAACACCUUGAUCGUCCCCCACUGGGGUCUUUCAUCAACCCGCACACUUACGUUGGUCAACUGGAAGACUUCUUCUACCAGGGCGACUUCCCAGUUUUCAGCACAAAGACCGCCUUCGAGGCGGCUGGUAUCGACUUCAUUCGCAUAGGACCCUUCAGGAGUCCUGCCCCACGUGCAGUCAUGUGGCCUGUCUUCACGCCCCUCCAGGAUAGCGAGCAGUUUGCGUCUGCCUUCCAGGACAGUGAACUCCUUUCCCCGCCGACUAGGACCCUUUCCUCUGAUUCCUUCGCGUUCUCCUCUUCUUGGCUCUUUGACUACGUCAAGUUGCAGCCGGACACUGUAUCUUCGCAGGUUUUCAGCGCCAAUUUGACAGCCCCCAACGUUGUAAGUAGUUGGGAACUCUCGACCACUUGUUUCGCACCUGACCUCGGGCUCUGGAUGCCACAGAGUCUGGACAGGGAAUCCAUUCACGUCACUCUGCCAUUCCACUUCGAAUUUGCACCAGUCACCAGGAUGAGACUAUCGGAGGUACUUCACCCAUCACUCACCAUUAGUCUGCUGCCAUCCGACAGACGUGCCUGCUAUGAGAUCUCUGUCUCUCUGGUUGCGAACGACGCUGACUGGCAGGUUCUCGGAAGCCGACGCCUGCUCAGAUGCCUCUGUACGGGCGACCCGAGGGCUACCUUGGCGCCGAUAGCUCUAACACCUCGAAGACUGGGUCAUCUGACCGUUACCGUGCGAGUCGUUGCUCUGACUGGCUCAUCCAUGUGCAGUGAAGAAGCGGAAACUGGUUCAGAGAGGGUUAUUUCGGCCACAGACACAAUUCGGCGACGCAUCCUCGUGGUACCCGGCGGGCAGGAAGUGGCUAGCACGGUUGGCGGUUUGCUGUGUCUUCCGACCCCUGCCAGGCUGAAGCAGACGCUGCAACCCUUCGACCCAGUGUAUUCUUCUCGCAAUUACCUGUCUGUGUGCGGAAAUAUCCUCGGCAGAAUGCCGGACAAUUUAAACAAACUCAUACCCCUGCCGGAGGGUUCGGCAGAGCAGAGCCUGGUAACAGUUUCUGCCGGUGUCCGUGCCCUCGAAUAUCUCGCUUCAACAGCGAAUCUGGCUAAAAAGGAGGUCAAAGGCCUUCUUAAAUCAAUCAUCCAGCAUGUCAACAUUGGGUAUGCAAGUCUAUUGACUUUCAAGCAUAAGGAUGGCUCCUUUUCGACGCUUGGACAGCAGUCAACUCACCAGGGAAGUACCUGGCUCACUGCUCUUGUGUCUGGAGUUCUUAGUGAGACUGAAAGGACCAUGAAGGAUUUGAAACUUCGGGGUCUGAAUGUGGUUAGUCUGGAUCCCCUCCCGGGGCUGUCGACAGCUUUCGACUUCCUCCUAACAGUGCAGCGUCCUGAUGGGUGUUUUAUUGAGCGAGACGUCGCGUCUCGCAACCGAUUGCGCGUCAACUCUGAUCCAGAUGAGCAGGAGAGAACUGCUGAUCUCGCUCUCACCUCUCACGUGCUCUCUGCCCUCUCAGACAUCGCCAACAUCCAGAGGAUAGCAAACUCCUCCGUCUACGAUAACAGUGUCCGUUCGGCUGUGACCUGUCUUCUCAGUACUGUUGACUCCCUUGGCGUCUCACGAUUGCCUACUUCGGUACUGGCACCCCUUAGCUUUGCACUUUCUCGCUCACCGACCGGUGUGACCCUAGCACGACAGGACCGCGUCCAAGGUCUCCUUGCAGAGCUGCGCCGGCGCGCAUACGAGCAGAACUCGGACGGAGGUCAUCUCCGUUGGUGGGCGGACGAUGCCUCCGCUGAUUUCAGAGAUCCCGCCCCGGCGAUUGAGACAACAGCCUUCGCCCUCCUCGCGCUCUCCGCCAAUCAAACUGCGGCCGAGAAUUUAGCCGUAAUUAGAUGGCUUUUGCAGCAACAGAAUGAACGUGGGGGUUUCUACACCACCCAAGCCACCGUCGUGGCCUUGAAAGCCCUGGUGCAGGCACUGGGGCUGUCACGCUCAGAGGAAUCCCCUGUGGAGACACUUGUCAGCGUCACUUUGUGCCCGCUUGACUCGUCACAUGCAUGUACUUCAAGAGUGGUUACGCAGGUAAAUAAUUUGAACGAGCAUUGCACAGGAGAGUAUUUGAAUGACCGCCCCAGCGUCAAUGGCCUGGCCCAGAGUGUUGUCUGGGAAGCAUCCUCAUCUCAACCAGACAAGGAUUAUUGUGUCUCAGUUGGCUUAACAACAUCUUAUCAUACUCUGGAACCGAUGAAUGAAUCCCCCUUCUCCCUGGAAGUGAUGCUUAGCCAGGGUGAAGACACCAAACCCGAGUGUACCCAUGCCCGAGUGAGCGUCUGCGUAAGACUUUCAGAGAGGGCGGUAAAGCAAUCCUCACCUCUGACCACGGGCAUAAUCCUCCUUAGCGUGCAGCUCCCCACUGGGUGGGCAAUCAACUCGACAGAGUCAACAUCACUCCGUUUUCUGCAACAACAACAACAACAACAACAACAACAACAACAACAACAACAACAACAACAACAACAACAACAACAGCCUUCUGCUCCUCUUCGCGUUGAUCUGGAUGCCGACAAUCAGACCGUCUUGGUCUACUUCCAAGCCUUCACGGAAACGGAGUCAGCGGAAUUGGGAGGGCGCGAUAGGCUGUUGCGAUGCUUUACCCUGGACCUGCAGCAAACGGUGCUUGUAGAAUCUCCCGUCCCUUCCACGAUCUCUGUCCAGGACUACUUCGCACCGCAUCGUAGAACAAGCCGUACCUUCACUCCAAACACCUGCAGAGGGUACUGGGGAUGGCCGGAUUUGUGGAGAGUUGUCAAGAAUGAGACAGCAGUAGCAGCAGCAGCGACAGCGGCAGUCUGUCCCCGUUGUUCUGGCAUAUCUCGUGAGGAAUUGAUUCAGACCAUCGAGGAAUCUCUGUGCUUGAACAGGGGCAGUCUUCUCCUCAUCAGCCCUGGCCGGCAGAAGUUGGAGUCGAUUGAGGCCACGGCCUAUGAGAUUGCUUUUGGUGGAAAUAUUGCCGUGUGGAAUACGACCCUAAAACUUGCCGACCACUGUCCAUGUGAGACCGUCAGGCCAAACCCUACAAGUGCAUUUGUGAUGUUUUCGAGUUCUCAACCUCCGGCUGUUGGAGCUACUGAGAUGCUUUUGACGGAUUUUACUAUUGUCAGCCUGAAUGAAGUUCAGGAGGCACUGAUGGACAAAACCAGCCACUUUUUGCCCAAAACAGUACUGGACAAGUGUGAAAGAUUGCGAGGACUGCGAAGGCUUCUGCGCAGGCGAUCUGUGUACAGCUGA